Spirometra erinaceieuropaei is the source of this 9852-nucleotide messenger RNA. The record is from the annotation of a GenBank genome assembly. Lineage: Eukaryota; Metazoa; Platyhelminthes; Cestoda; Diphyllobothriidea; Diphyllobothriidae.
AUGGAGCUGGCGCGCCAUGUGCGUGAAUCGGUAAGUAAAUCCGAAUAUCUGUAUGAUUUUUUGCAGUCCGUCGCGAUUCAUGGUGUCGAAGGCUUUCGUCAGGUUCACAAAGGUGUUGUUGAGGUGCGUGCGCAUUUUCUGGCAUUUCUCUUGUGGCUGGCUGUCCGGGAGUAGUCCCUACUCGAGAUGACAGUUUAUAUGGUUGGUGUGGAUGCGAACGAAAAUCUUUGCGACGAUAUUGAGCAGAGAGGUGCUCCUGUGAUUAUCAUGGAGUCACCAGUUCCCUUUCCUUUUGUAGAAAUGAACGAUUGUAGCCUUCUUUAAAUCCUUAUGAAAUGGUCCUGGACGUCACAGCCCCUGGAAUAGGGUUUUAACAUUAUCCAUCAGCUGAGGGUUCUCGUACUUGUAAACUUCGGCCUCGAUCAGGCCGGAUCACAGUGCUUUCCCGCUGGAGAGUCGGGGCACGUCCAAGUCUGUCAGCCAACUGGUGAUGCUACCGACUCACAAAUCUAAACAGCCUGUUGGCAUGCGCCACACACGACCCGGCACCCAUUUAACGUAUCAGGACACAUGAAAUGGCACGUUUCCUACUUAUGUGAGAUGUGCAUACUCUACCAUACGACGUUUUAUUCGCCAUACUAGUACUGGCAGAGUAGAUCGCGUGCAUAUUGCUGGAAUGAUGGAUUGUGCCCUUUGGAGUGGUGAAAUAGGUUCAUUUUUAAACUGGUAUAUGUGAUGAGACGUGGUGAUGGGAUCUGAACUGCAGUUUUGUAUCUACUAUUUUCAUGGAGACGUAUAUGUCUGAAUAGGCCCUUGAGAUGACUGAAUAUCCUGAGGCAUUGCGGGCAGGUAAGACGGGAGCGACAAACGUAGUGGAACUCAAGGCACUGGCUCUCCGGUCUCAGUAGGAUGAAUGCGCAUUUGACCGACCAGACCGAUGCGUGAUUCAAAUGUGCGGCAGUGACAAGAGCAGGAUGAAACUGGCUAUUGAUCUGGUUGUGGUGGUGAUGGUGGUGGCGACGGCGACGGCGACGGCGGCGGCGGCGGCGGUGGUGGUGGUGAAGAAUAAUAAUAAUAAUAAUAAUAAUAAUAAUAAUAAGAAGAAGAAGAAGAAGAAGAAGAAGAAGAGGGAUUCAUUAGAGCUAGUGAUAGAGGGAAUUUCGGGUGCAUGACGUGGAUUGAUUAUGAUGACGCUGUGGUGAAUUCCGUUAUCAUGUAUACGCAUGUGAUCGAAAAGAUAAAUAUGGCGUCUGGAUUUCCUCUUUCGGUGUAGACAGGGAAAGGACGCGCAACAGUUGUAUAUUGCGGCUCUCGACACCGGUCUGCCGGUCUCUCAGCGAUUAACUCGCAAGUGACCGAUCAGGCCGAUAUGUGAUGGAAAAUUGCGGUCACAGUGAAGGCUAGUCGGAAGUGAUUUCACAUUGCGGUGAUGUUUCUCAGAACAGUAAGUGUUCACACUGGUUAUUCUAUUGGUGAAGGCAGUGGUGGCGUGAUGAGGGACGAGUUGGUCGUGUCAAAAAUGUGCUGGAUUUGGAGAUGUCCAAUGAGGUCGAACUGCGUCCGGGGUGUCGGAUGACUGUGAACAAUAUGGUAAGAUUAGAAGGCCUGGGUCACUAGUUCGUAGCAAUUGAGUCUCGUGAGCCUGUCUUUUCGCCUUCGCUGCGCAUAUCGGCUAGCUUCUAAGAUGGUUGCUUCAGUUCUUACGACAGUGCGCCACGCCUUCCGAUCGUCAACAGGGUCCCGCCAAGUCUCAUGAUUUAUUUGCAUGUGCAUAGGGGGUCUUCAAGGCGUCUUUGUAACGAAGCUUCUAUCCGACUUUUUUGUGAAUAAUCUUAAAGACGUCGCCGCAGCAUAGCCGCAUGGACAGAUGUUCGUUACUCAUCCUAACGAUGCGGUCGCUCCACGUCCGUAGCACCUGCGUCAGCAUAACGUAGAUGUCAAAAAGGUCGGUUCUUUCCAGUAUCUUAGCAUCUGAAAUCCUUUUCUGCCACUUCGGAUUCCGUAUUCCCCUGAGUCAUGGGGGAUGAAAAUAAGUGUACAUUCUUGCUUGACUUUUGCAGACUGUUCCUGUUUCUGCUUCGCACAGUCGGGAACAUAAUGAGGAUAACAGCUCGCGGUGGUUCCAAAUAAAGCACCGUUGCCGAUCGAAAACCCGGCUGCCCACGGUGAUCCUACUCACAAUUUCUUCUUGGAUCUAGUUGUUUCUUAAAAUCGUAUCCCUGUUGUGUGCGGGUUCGUCCAAUGGAGUGAGACGAACUACAUUGAUAAUGAUCCUAAGUUCGCUGUACUCAUCAUUAGGCUCUGGUUGGUGCAUGGUGACUCUCCUCCACGCCGAUUAUCAAGCCGGAAGUGGAGCAGCCGGACCCAAAUAGGUCCAUGCUCUGUUGCACGUCCUCUUCCGUUGUGGUAUUUAACCCAGUCAGUCACGACCAGUAGGUCAUGAACGCUGUACUUAGAGGCCCUGAAAGAUGCUUGCAUGCGACUUAUGUUGAUCAGUUUUCCGUCGCUUCGUACUCGAUGUAGAUUCGCGGCUAUUUCUUACGUUAGGCGUCCAGUAGCAUAGCAGAAAACAUAAGACUGAAUGGGGUGAGAGCGAGUGCACAGCCCUGCUUUGUUGCAUUUGUCAGCACGAAUGAUUCCGAGACUGUUUUGUUGUCCGUGAUGUGCGUCAUCAUCCCGUCGUGGACAUGGUACACAAUCUGAUUUGCGCCCGUAAAAUGAAUCACACAGUAGAUGCGCUGGACAAACAUGGGGGCUAAAUCGGGGUCCGACGGACGUUAUUGAGAAUACGUAGCCAUAAUAAAUGCCAACACUGAGGGUGUGGCGGCAGGCUCAUUGACGGGCCCACGCCGUGCCAGUUGGUAUCCGAUGUGCCCUCCUCCUUCUUUACUUGUCGAGUAAAAUCCUGGGGUGUGUGGCGGUACGCCUAGGUGCGGGUUUUCGUCGUGCGAGCCAUCUGCCCUAUCUCCCACCUAGGGUCUUCUUGACUUUGUCAUGACACCGGAUCAAGGUUGGGGAGGGGGUGAUAGUGCGGCAGAAUCUACGCAAGUCUAUUAUCACUGUGAACAAAUUCACGCGCAAGUCACCGUCUCUGCUCCCAUCCUUCUAUGGAACACACGGUGGACAUCGUCGGAAAUGACGGCAAAACUGUCGUACCAUCUGAGCGAAUCCCUAAGGACAUCUGAAUUUCGACAUGAUUCUCUAGAAUCCACCGCGAUUCAUUGUGUCGAACGCAGUGUACGGGUUGGCCCUCAUUUCCUGACACUUCUCCUGCCCUCGAGGGGCUGCAAAGAUGGCGCAGCUAUAAACCACUGUCAAAAACAAAACUACGCCAAAUACGCGCCGAACUUCAAAGGUCUCUUUUUAGCCAAACACUAUGACGGUAAAAUUUUAAUUAAGGUUACUUUACGCCAUCGACGCACUUGACUCAAACCUAUAUUUUACAACGACAGUUGUUGCAUAGUUGAGAGCCCUGCAGUGUUGAUCCCGUGCACUUUCCUUUAGAGGAAUUAGGAAAAAGAAGAUACCGGCAGAGAAUCCUGAAAGACACACCUUCCGCACUUUAUUCUCUCUGCGGCAGCGCUACCGGCAUUAGCCUUUCAAUCGAUUUAAGCAUUCUACAGUGAGUGACCGAUUUUGUGAAAUGUCGGUCGAAAUUCUGAAAUGCGUUUUCGAUUAGGAAGGAUUACUUAGGGGGGGAGGGUUGUAAUAUUGAUUAUCGUGCGAUAUAAUCCCUUAACAUUUCGAAAAUCGACAGAAUGUCAGCUUUCGAAUGCACUUCCUUUCGACUUCCUGUAAAAACCGUACUCGGUAAAAAAGUGACUACUUAUAUAACGUUCAUACAGCAUCGUACCUGUCCGUUUACCAAUGCUCCUCACGAAAUGUACAACAUAGUCCGCAUCCAUUGCAAACUUUUAUGAACUCUUUAUGAGAUUUUCUUAAAGACGCAGAGGAAUAUAUGAUUUUUUUACGCGGAAAGCAUGCACCACGUAGACUGGAAUCGCUAAACGAUAAUGUGACGGCUGAUCAAACUCAAAGUUAUUCGGGAAUUGGGAAACCUUUUUAAAACCUAAAUAUAUCCUUUCCUGAGGAUAAAGUGUGAAGACGACGCGAUUCUCUACCAUAUUAAUAGAACAAAACAUUUUGAUGUACUCGAGUUCUAUAAAGUGUAUUUAAAUAAGACCAUCGAAAAUCAAUGUGAAAGAUGCAUGUUACAUAAGUAGUCACUUUUUACCGAGUGCGGUUUCUACAGGGAGUUGAAAGGAAGUGCAUUCGAAAGCCGACAUUCUGGCGAGUCGAAAUGUCAAGGGAUUAUGCCGUACGAUAAUCAAUAUUACAGCCCUCUCCCCCCCCUAAGUACUCCUUCCUAAUCGAAAACGCAUUUCAGAAUUUCGACCGACAUUUCAUGACAUCAGUCACUUACUGUACGCCAAAACCCAACUUACCAAAGCUAUUGUAUGAAAUACGCUAUCAGAUGAACUGCUAACUGCUUUCUUCCGUCUCUGUCUAAAAUUUAGGCAAGUCAUCAGUUGACCUACUUUAGACCCUGGACGUCUGAAAUGAUGCGGGUCCUGGAGUACCUAGUUCUGAUCUAUUUAAAAUGUCCAUAAUCUCUAGGUGACCUUGCUUAUCAUAUGACAUAUAUCCCGAUGACGUCCAAAUUCGGAUUCUAAAGUUCGGCAUUAACUGCAUCUUUUUGUUUUUUUUAUAUGAAAGUCCAUUUGUGCCUUUAAAAACAAAGUAUUUCCGAUUUCCCCAAAACACUUGCAUAAAUGUAGUUUCUCCCCCUUUACACCUUUAACCUUCAACGACUGUUCGAAUGAAGAGCUCUACAGGGUUAAAUAUAAGGUCUUCGGUGCUUUGCGGCAAAUGUCAGUUCUCUUUCUUUGGGUAUGAAUUGCAGCCCCCAAACAAGGGUUUCGUAUCCCUUUAAAUCGACUUUGAUGUCACUAAAGCACGCGGCUUAACCCUCCCCCUCUAAUUAAUAUUUGUUGUCACAAUAUCAUUCAACCGACAGUUGUUAAGGCCCUGGGCAGAACUUGGUCUAUCCUAACAUGUUGUUCUCCCUGUCUUGAAGGUCCUAUUUUUGAAAUGUAUUGCCAAAAGUACUGUUUUGAGUUUAUUGCACUUCCUGUUAUAUGUCGAGGAUGCCUCGUCAGCAUGUUCCGUUAUUUAUUUAAGUAAAUAACCAUAAGUGUGUCUAUUUCUGAUCUAAGGAGAAGAGCUAGAAUUGCAUAAAACAAUUCAGCUCAAGGUUCUUUGCUCUUUCUGAUCGUGGUUCGACCUUAAAAACUGAAUUUUCCCCCUGAAUGACGCUUUAUGCGCUUCAGUCCGGACAAAUGUCCCCACCUCAGGAUUUUUCAAAGAGAGCCCAAAUAUGAAUGUUUCAUACUCAAGGACUUACGUUUAAGCUAAACGGGCCGUCUAUAUUCCUCUAUGUUUAGUCGGAUUUCUGUUUGGUAAUGCCGAAGUAUCCCUGUGCUCUAUAUGAAAUCGGGUAUCUGUGUAGAGGUUACGCUUUCAAGAGCCUAAGUGGUAAGAUAAAGUGGCCGGUAUGUUUGUUUCACCAUUUAUUCUCGAAUGGUUCAAAAGACGGAAUAACAUAUGAAAGCAGGAUGCUUUUGAUAUCUUUUUGACCUAGAUCAGAAUUGAAAAAGGUUUAACAUUUUAUUAAUUUCCCGAGGGACUGGGAUUAAAUCCGCCGGGACGAACCUUUUCAGUCUGCAUCAGAAAUUUGGUUAAUAAGUAAACAUUCGUAUACUACUGACCGCCCGUUAGUAGCUUGUAAAUGUAACGCUACUAUUUCACUACAACUGGCAGAUAUCAACCAAACUACCAAAUCGAGCCUGGUAGUUUCGUCCCGAUACAUUUACUCCAAGUUCGCUUACUAAUUUCUGAGGAAAUUAUAAAACGCAAAACAGGAAUCCGGGGCACAUACUAUAAAGCACAUGGUGAACACUGGGGACCCACACAUGAGCAGAACUCCUCCCAGCUGAGUCAUGCAGCAACAUGGAAUCGGCGAAACACGCAUAUGGGCUUUUGACUGUUAUCUGUAUGAUGAAUAAUUCGACAUUGGAAAGAAGGUAUAUUUGACAAGAAGCUGUGUAGAAGAUACCAUGCGCAGGGACAGUCGACUGUAGAAUGACAUAACCGACAAAGACAAGGGAGAUUGGAAUGGCCAUUUCCGGCAUAUUAGCCGUCGUCAGCCAGUCAUACUCAACUCCGAAGUGCGGAACACCCGAGGCUCAAACUCGCGACCUGAUAGCUAGAAGUUCACGCCUCUAACCACUGGGCCCGAGCCCGUUGCCCUCUCGGUUUUCGAUCAGGAAUAUACGAUGGUAGGGGGCGCUGAACGAUCGGUGAGCGCCCCCUGCCACAGUCGACUGUCUCUGAUUAUGGGUUCGAGUGAGAAUCCGAUACGUCAGGUCAACAAACUUCUUGUUUCAGUGAUCGCAUCUUCUUCUUCUGAGUUACACUGAUAGUAGACUUGCGCGGCAUCCACUGCACUCUCUCCUCCUUUCUUACAUUGGUCCGAUCCACCAGUCGGCCACACACUUCGCUGACUGCAAGGUCGGGGGUUGGAUCGUCAGUUGGCAACCUUCCAGGCCAUGGUUUUUGCACACCGAGAUAGCUUCAAGCGCAUCAGAUUGUUUGUAAUGAGGAAAAUGUGCUGAGAGUCGACCUUGCUCGCUCUUCCCUUUCCCGUGCGCCAGUCGAUUGUCCGAGCCGGUCCACCGGCUAAUGCCAAGAGUGGUAGAAAUGGCUGACGGAGCUUAGAACGGCCUGUCUAUGAGUGACACACACACCACAUGACCCCCACACUCACACGUCAGGAUUUCACACAAAAGAAGUAGGCGACUCGCAUCCCACAUGUAGCAAAGGAGCCACAUGAAGCAGGAGCCGGAGAACACACUUCCUGCUCACGUGAGAGGUGCCUAGUGGAAUACGCGUGUUAGUUCGAGCAGCUGAGGCGGCGACGACGGGUGUGCCCUAGUUCGCCAGUAUCUGUGCGAUGGAUUCGCAAGUGGCUCAUCAGGUCACCGUAUGUUCGGUGACAGUGGGGACAGAAUAGGUCCAGAACUGCCGAGCCGAUGAUGGUGGUGAUGCAGUUACUAGUGAGGGCCGCAUUGUUGGAUGAGGAGUUGGCAGUUCUGAAGAUGGGAGGGUUAUUGGAUAUGCGAGAUACGUUUGGGGGGUCGAUACUGCGGCAAAUCCCGCUGUCGUGGAUAUAUAUGUAGUGUGUGAAUGUGUGUGGGUAGCGGAGACGACGUCGGCGAAUGUAUGGUGGGGCUACUGGCAAUGGUACACCUCAUACGGCGUGAUAGAAUCGCAAGUGACCGACCAAGCCGACGUACGAGGUGAAUGUGCAAUUGCAAUGAGGACAGGUUGAGAUUGAGUCCACAUUUCUGGUGGGAUGCUGAUGAUGCGAGUAGUGGCUGCCAAGGAGCAGGGAGUGUUCUCACCAGAGGCAAGAAUAAGAGAUCUGGUAGUCGUCGUCAUCGUCGGGGGGUGGGGGUUGCGGCACGAAUGGAGGUGAAGGUGACUGACAGUUGUGGGGCAUCAGGAGUGUGGUCGCCGAUGAUGGAGAUGGUGGUCGUCGUGGACGCCGUCCGGAUUGGUGCAGGGUGAUGAUGGAGCGUUUGUGGAAGCAGCAGGUGGGGUUGUCGGAUAGUUGUUACAUUGGGACCGGAGAUAUCCGACGAGGCCGAGCCUUACGCAGAAAUUUCGUUGGCCUCGUGAAAUGUUUGGAGGGGCUGCUUGUUGACUUUAUGGGUCGGAGGCACUAGUGACUUACGAGCCGCUCUUUUGGCUUUGGCAACGACGAUCCAAGUGGCUUUACACAUUGUUACUUCAGUCUUCAAUGUUCUUCUCCGGGUCAGUCGGUCGUGAGCGAGGUCCUACCAGCUUUUCGGGUUGAUUUACAGGUGUUUCAUGGAGUUCGUCAAGGUGUCCUUGUAGCGACACGUUUUUCAUCCUUAUCGGCGAUCACCCAUAGUGGCAUCUCCGUAGAAGAUUUCUUUCGGCACUCGUUCGUCAUCCAUCCUCACCAGGUGACCGCUCCGUUGCAAUUGCAUUUACCUCGGCAUGACGUGGAUGCCAAAUAGUCCAUUCCGUCCCCAGACUUCCGUGUAGGAGAUCCUGUCAUACCACUUCAUUUUCAAUAUUCUCCGGAGACAGCCAGAACGGAAGUUCUUGAGUUACCUGGCCUGAUUGGCGCAGAUGGCCCAUGUCUCCGACCCGUAUAGUAACGUUUUCAAAACUACAGUCCUGUAGACUUUGAGCUUUACGUUUGGUCGAAGUUCUUAGUGGUUCAAGGCGGAGACCUGCAGCUGACCGAAGGUCUGACUGGUCUUGUAGAUCCAGUGAGCCAUGUCGACUUUGAUUUUGCUGAUUAAUGAGAGCCUGUUGCCUAAAUAGGCAAAAUUGUCCACGGUCUUCAGCUGGGUGCGCUGACGGUGAUGCGCGGGACUCUGUGUACGGUGCUAGGUUACGGUAGAUGUAUGAUCCCCGUUUUGUCCGUGUUAAUGGUCAGUCCGAUGCUGGCGCAACCGGCGACGAAAGGGUCCAUUAGUCGUUACAGUCGCCGGUCGCGCGCGCAGUCGUCCUCGAAGAACAGGUCAUGGACAGUAGACAUGGAUAGACGCGUUGAGGCGUGUAAGCGCCGGAUAUUGAGAAGAUGGCCGUUAGUCCUGUAGAAACAAUCGUCAUGAGGAAGAGGUUGAAGUGUGGCAGUCUGUUCACUUGCUUACUGCUUUGUAUCGUGGCCCAGUUGUCCGUCUCAUGCUCCCUGUCGAUUCGCUGUCAGGAUAACGCGAUGCUCAUCAUUAGCACUGCGAGGGCUUGAAGCCAGUAAAUGCAGCUUCUCCGCUGAUUGGCCACAGGCCGACACAACUCAGGCAUAUCAAAGCGUACACACGCGCAUGAAGAGACAGCUUCGGGCGACUGCUUGCUGGGCCUUCUGUACGCUCUUUUACAACACUAAUGCUUGCCUAAAACAGUCCGUCUUCCCUGACUUGAGAUUUGGAAUAUGCGUAUUUUUGACCAUUGGCUCUCUCGAGUCAGCCUCCUAUCACGACGACCGGUGAAGCCGACUUGAUAGGAUCACGACCAUCAGAACUGACGGGACCCAAUCAUCGCUAUAACUGGCGACUCCUCAUGAACGCCAAUCUUCCUCCUUCCAGGUCUAUGGCAAAAUCAGGCGUUGACAUGGAAAACUUUCCGCCGGAUUUGCAGCGUACUUUGGCACCUGCUUCUGGCAUCCUUUCGGCCACGCAAUUUACUCAGACGGCCGAACGGCUUAUGGAUGUGCAUGGUUUUUUCCAAGCCAUCACGCCCCAUUCUCUCAACUUCUUCAAUCUUUCCUGUGUCUUCCCUCUCACAAAUAAAGUCUGAAGUUGCGAAGCUUGCCCACGACAUAGCUUCUCUUCAAAAACGGGCAGCUCUUUCAUCAUCCUAGAGCCCGCCGAGGUCACCUACCCCACAUGUCCAGUUUACAUUUUCGUCUAGUCCCAGCACGGCCGCCACCUGUUGGUAUCACACAGCCUUUGGUGUCAAUGCUGCACUUCUCCCUGCUCCUUAAUCUCCAAGCAGAACACACGGCUAAAACGGGUCACCACAAAGGCCAGUGCGACAAAUCUUCCUGACAGCUCCAGCCCUGGUUUUACCUUCUACGUCUGUGACAACCGGAGCAGCAAGCGUUUCCUGGUCCACACUGGUGCGCAGCUGAAUGUUAUCCCUCCCACAGAAGCCGAUCGUCGGUGCCCUAACCCCGCCCUCUUUCUCCAGCCCGUCAACAACUUGCCAGUCACCACCUUUGGCACCUGCACCCUCUCCCUGGAUAUCGGUCUCUGA